AUGCCACCGAAAGCCUGUAGGCUGGUCGCCAUUCCCUUGCCUCCUCCGUUCCUCCUCCCUCGGUCGCUGAUCCGAAAACCAAUCAACACGGCUCAGAAAAGGUGCAUGGGCAUCCGAUCAAUAGACAGAAAGCCAAAGCCAAAUCCGUACAACGUCGUCCCAGGUAUUGAGCCUCUACAUGCUACCGCAGCUGCGGCCUUUCAGCGGAAACUCAUAGCGGACGCGCUCCCCUUACGAACAGGAGCACUUGCGAUCAAGAAGGGCAUGACCGCGGUCUACGAUGUCGAAUCCGGAACGAGGAUAGCCUGCACAGUACUACAGCUGGAUCGGAAUCAAGUCGUCAGUCACAAAACACGAAAGAGGCACGGCUACUUUGCCGUCUGUGUCGGCAGCGGCACGAUAAACCCGAAGAAUGUCACAAAACCCAUGCUGGGGCAUUACUCCGUUCAAGGAGUAAGUCCGAAGAGACAUCAACAGGAAUUUCGUGUUCGUGGAGCAGAGGGUCUACUGCCUGUGGGCGAAGAGAUCCGGGCAGACUGGUUCGCUGUUGGCCAGUACGUGGACACGCGGUCGCAUUGCAAAGGCAAAGGCUUUGCAGGUCCAAUGAAGAGAUGGGGGUUUGGCGGUCAACCACGAAGUCACGGUCAUUCGCUCAGUCACAGAUCGCACGGUUCAGUCGGUCCCAGUCAAGGCGGUGGUAGUCGUGUGUAUCCGGGCAAGAAAAUGGCCGGAAAUAUGGGUGGCCAGAGAAAUACAGUACAGAGCCUGAGAGUCUUGCAAUCAGAUGGGGAGAACGGCAUUGUGGUGGUCCAUGGCGCCGUCAGUGGCCCGAAAGGAUGUUUGGUCAUGCUCCAAGACGCUCUGAAAAAGCCUUGGGUUGAGCCUCCCCCCCUCCCGAGCUCGCGGGUACCGGAAGCCAAAGUGGCGGAAAAGAUUCCGGCAUGA
Messenger RNA from Cladophialophora yegresii CBS 114405, 945 nucleotides. RefSeq lists its product as uncharacterized. Gene Ontology annotation, biological process: translation. The record is from RefSeq and is a predicted model, not a curated record. The coding region runs from base 1 to 945 and encodes 314 amino acids. NCBI's taxonomy places the organism in Eukaryota, Fungi, Ascomycota, Eurotiomycetes, Chaetothyriales, Herpotrichiellaceae. The transcript is spliced from 2 exons. Gene Ontology annotation, cellular component: mitochondrial large ribosomal subunit; ribosome. Gene Ontology annotation, molecular function: structural constituent of ribosome.